AUGGAGAUGCCGCAUCUACAGCUGGAACCUGCCAGACUGAUGAGCUCCUUCUGUGCUGUGGAGAAGACAUUGUGGUGCAGCUGUUCCUUUCACGGGGUUCCCACACCCUCUGUGCAGUGGUGGAUGGAUGGUACUCCUGUGGACGUGAACAGUGGGCAUGGCCAGCUCCAGGUGACCUCUAUCACACUUGGUUCCUGGGACAACAGCACCCUCAGCCUGGUCAGGGACCCAGAAAUGGGCACAGUCCUUCUUUGUGAGGGAAAGAACCAACAUGGAACCCAUGGCUUGAGCAUCCUGCUGAUGUCAAGAAGGGGCCCUGUGGCUCCCCAGAUCUUCCUGAAAGCGCUGCUCCAGGGUGUGGUCUAUGCAGCCACGGCAAUCACACUACUUUUCCUCUGCCUCCUCCCCUUCAUAGUGAAACGUCUCAGGACCAGGCAGGUAAAGAAGUGUGCACAGACGAGAGCCCAGCAGGGCUCUGAGGCUGGGACAGACCAAGAAUCGAGCUGGGAAUUCCGAACCGAGUCACCUUCUGGGACGCAGCUCUCAGUGAAGGGAGAUAACCUGAAGCCAGUGAAGGCCGUGGAGACAGCAAACCAUCCAAAGUUCCCACUGUGCCCAGAAUUACAAAAACCCAUGGAGACCCCAGAAGCCCCAAGUCCAUAA
Messenger RNA from Onychomys torridus (southern grasshopper mouse), 663 nucleotides. RefSeq names its product SIGLEC family like 1 (gene Siglecl1). Gene Ontology annotation, molecular function: sialic acid binding. Gene Ontology annotation, cellular component: plasma membrane. NCBI's taxonomy places the organism in Eukaryota, Metazoa, Chordata, Mammalia, Rodentia, Cricetidae. Bases 1 to 663 code for a protein of 220 amino acids. The record is from RefSeq and is a predicted model, not a curated record. Gene Ontology annotation, biological process: cell adhesion. The transcript has 6 exons.